AUGAUUCUCUCUCUGCCAACUGAGUUGGUUGAGCUUGUCCUUAGAACCUGCGACACGACAAGCUACCUCCAGCUUGCCUUCAGCUGUCACACUCUGUUAUCCAUCGCAACAGACGGCCGAGAGCUCAUCACCCAUCAUCUCAGGAAUACACCUGGUCUGCCCGGCGAGAUCGAUAAUGGGUCUCUUUCCACUAAGCAAUUGUUCCGAUUGCUUCUUCAACGCUCAUACCGCGAACUGUACGGCGCAGAAUUCUACUCCCACCGCAAGCUUUUCAAAUUUGCAACCAAGGUGCUUGACCCCCGUGCUUCUGUACUUGGGUUUGGCGGUUCCGAUCAACUUAGUCUGGUCUUCAAAGACGAUGAAACUGCCUACGACUGCCGGACAACUACAGAAGGGUGUGUGCAUACAAGACUCAUUCGUCCACUGAAAUCGCCCGCGAGCAAGUUUGGAAGGACAGAGAUCCUUUUCACUGCCGAUGGGGGCACUAACACAGCUGACGGAGAACAUAUCCGUGGGACUUAUGUUCUGCACCGCCUCAAGCCAUUUAUUGAUCAAAGUGACACCGACCAUCCUUUCAUUCAGCAAGCAAUGCAGUCUAGUCCCGAUGGGACCAUUUUCCUUGCUCUCCACGCGGAUGACCCAGCUAAAGACGUUUGCAUUUACAACUUCCCCGAUGAGCGGGAAUAUGAGCCUGUCGCUCUCGCGGCUGCCCUGCUGGAGCCCUGGAGCGACGAACGUUUUAAAUUUGCUAUUUCGUGGCAGCAUCGCCAUCAUCACAAUGAUCAUCAUGUGAUGCUUUACACAGCCGCGGUAGAUGAUGAAGAGGAUGGUGAUGAUUCGGAGCAAGAUGAAACGAUCCAAAUGAAAGGAUCGAAAUACGAUUCUUCCGUCCUCACUGAGACCAUCGAGACCGAGGCCGAGAUAACCAACCAGGGGUCUAGUCAUGAAGAAAUGGAGAGAAGAGGCCCCGUAAUGAAGUUAGCUUUCACGGAUAAGUCGAACCAAUUGCUCCAUUAUCAUCGAGGGCAAACGCUCUACAGCUCGUUUCAAAGACUUCCAGGGUAUGGCACAGGAGAACCCAGGUUGAUCAACAAUGCCUGUCGAGUCAGUUUCUCAGACUCCUUAUCUCUGCAAUUCGCGAUCGAUCUUCCAUUCUUCGGCAAGCAUGUGCCAGGCAGCGAACUUCCGGGCGGCCGAUGUCACUGGCAAUAUCUCGCCGUUGGCAUUGCCACUCACCGAGUAGAGCACUGGACAGUCGCAUGCCUGCUCAAGUCUGAAACAUUCUCUGGCCGGUGUGAUCAUCAGCACGAUCUCGCCCGCGGGCGACGCUUCGACCAGUGGGAGAUCAUGGCCCGACUGGACGGAUAUCAUGAAUCGAAUACCUCGCACGGAUCUCUGAUCACUGCUUCUCCCCGUGGUACCCGGAUCGCAGCUGCUAGCUGGAAAACGAUUACAGUCUGGGCAUUGAACCCGGAUGCGUUGGUUGGGGGCAACGAGUGCGGUUUCUAUCCUCAAUCGUGGAACUCGCCAACGAACGGCGUCACGGAGUUACCGCCCAUCGUAAUUGACCUGGGUGCAGUCUGCUCCCAAAUUGCAUUCACGCCCGAUGAAAAUGAACUGCUUGCUGUCACUGAUCGGGGUCUUAUGAACCUGUGUCUCAAGCCGGAUGGUAGGGGGGUGGAGGUUAUUGAGAAAGUAACGUGGAUGGACCGUGAAGUUAGUGACGAAGAAGAUUCAAAGUGA
Penicillium manginii is the source of this 1743-nucleotide messenger RNA. Its product is annotated as F-box domain protein. The transcript is spliced from 2 exons. Bases 1 to 1743 code for a protein of 580 amino acids. The record is from RefSeq and is a predicted model, not a curated record. Lineage: Eukaryota; Fungi; Ascomycota; Eurotiomycetes; Eurotiales; Aspergillaceae. Gene Ontology annotation, molecular function: protein binding.